Molecule: messenger RNA, 4533 nt
Organism: Dioszegia hungarica
Lineage: Eukaryota; Fungi; Basidiomycota; Tremellomycetes; Tremellales; Bulleribasidiaceae
Exons: 6
Coding region: 1-4533 (1510 amino acids)
Biological process (GO): negative regulation of transcription by RNA polymerase II; positive regulation of transcription by RNA polymerase II
Molecular function (GO): DNA-binding transcription factor activity, RNA polymerase II-specific; zinc ion binding; RNA polymerase II cis-regulatory region sequence-specific DNA binding
Source: RefSeq, a predicted model, not a curated record
AUGUCCGUCACUGACCCCCAGCCGCCACUUACCUUUCGUCCAUUCGGCACGAUAGCGACUUCUACCCCCUCCCCACCCUGGAACGGCCCGUCUCCACGGUCAGCCACCUCGUCCAAGUCGUCCCCAGGCUCAUCCGCCUCCACGGGGACAACCCGACUCCGCGCCAUCCUUCCUCGGCCAUCCGGACCGACCACUUCGACAGCUACCACCACUGCGUCGACGCUCGGCGCUGCUGGGCCUAGUGGAAAGAUGGACAAGACGCCAUGGCGGACCGGGACGGGGAGUAAGAAGGGGCCAUUCACGGUGGAUUCGGGCGGCGGGAAGGCGGGGACGACGAGGAAAACGGUUGCUCAGCCAGCGGCGGGGCCGUCUAGGAGUGGAACGGGCAUGUCGAAGGGGUCCAACCAGUUCCAGAGGCCCGCGGCGCCCAGUCGGCCCCAGCAGCAACUGCUGCACCAGCUCCAGUCGCAGCAGAUGCCCCAACAGUACCCGUCAGCGGCGCAGCAAAUGUCGACUCAAUUCUCGCCAUCCACAUCCCAAUUCCCAUCCCUCCACCAACAUCAGCAACAACAGCAAUUUCUCCCGCAGCAACCCCCGAACCCCAUGUCGAUGCCCCAGCACAACCGGCAAAACUCCUACCAUCACGACCCCUACUCCUCCAUCUCCACCACGCCCAACCCCCAGACCCCGCUCGACAUGCCACAAUUCGGAUCCGCUCCCCUCACUUCCCCCUUCGCUUCCUUCUCGCAAGGAUCGCAGGGGUUCGCACAGCAGGGGAUGCAAAACAUGUCGACUACCCCCCUCGAGGCGCCCACUUCGUCCCCAUGGGCCGGCUCAUUGCCCUCGCAGUCGGCCGCACAGUCUCCCAUAGACUGGACGAGUCCUAGUAUGGCAUGGCUGUUCCCGCCAGGUCAAACGGCCGGACCGGAAGAGGCGGAGCAGAACCUCCUCAACAGCCUCGCGGGAAUGAUUCACGAGGAUGCCUUGUCCAAGGAGCCCUCACCACAGGAUAUCGACGCGAUGCUGCAGUCGGCUUUCGACGCUACCCGCGUGCAGACACCGCCCAGCAUUCCGCCGGCGCAGACUCCGCCAAUCAUGGCGCAGCAGUCGAGCUUGCUCUCCCGCCAGAUGCAGCAGCAGCAACAGCAGCAGGGCUUUGCCGGAUCGCUGCCGCAGACCUCCAGGUCAUACACGCCUGGACCGGCCGUACCCACCCCUCCGCAGAACUUCGCCUCGAGCUUUGGCAAUGCCAAGCCGAGCAUGUCAAUGUGGCCCCUUACGGACAGAGGGAACGUGUACAAUGAGACACCGGUGACUACGCCGGGAGGAUCAGACCUUGGCUUUGGGACGAGUCCAGCAGAGCCUCCCUCUGCGUCCAGAAUGCAACCUCCGCCGAAUCGCCGUACUGCGCCGCAACCCUCCAACCCCUUCCCCUCAUUCACCACUUCUCCGCCUACCGUACCCCCUCCGAACCCAUUAUCGGCUGGUCAGACUCCGCCGAACUGGCCGGCCGGGAUGAGCCUGUCUGGCCUCCCGCCGCUUCCACCGGGACUAUCGAUAUCGCAUUUGGCGCAGUAUGGGCAGUUUGGGUUGGAGAUGGCGAUCAGGAUGGGAAUGGGGAUUGGGAUGGGACUGGGACAACACGCAGCGCAGCAGCAGGAGAAUUCGCAGCCAUCCUCGAGCAAUCAGAGCCCCGUCGCUCCUGCUCCUGCUCCCGCCAAGAAACGGUCCGGAAACUCUCGUCCUCAGCCGGUACCUGCCUCUCGCCGACCUUCUGUGGAACCGACCGCCGCGCCAGACCCUCGCGCCAAGGUCGUCUCCAAUAUCCUCAAUGAUGACUUUUUCGCCGCCCGCUCGCCCAUGUCUCCCGGUUCCGCCACCUUACCCACCAUGCUCGAUAUCCACCCGCCAAGCCGGGGCGGAGCGGGCAGUCCCGAGCCUGCAUUAACGUCGCCCGUCAACGAAGUGGCCGAUCCGCUCGCUACGCAGGUAUGGAAGGCGUAUGCCAAGGCCAAGGACGGAUUGCCGAACGGGCCGAGGAUGGAGAAUCUCACGUGGAGGUUGAUGCACCUCACGCUGAAGAAGCAGGAGGAGGAGCAGGGCGCAUCUGGGAUGAGCAAGAGUGCGGGGACGAGUCGGGGGUUCCAGGCGGGAUCGCUGGAUACGGUGCGGGAGGAGAAGUCGGGCAAUUCGCCGGCGGCACAGGAGGAACAUGGGUCGAGAGAGAGCUCGGGAGAGUUUGAGAGGGGGAGGAGUAAGGGCAAGAGUAGGGUUGUGGGGUUCCACAACGCCGCUAGUCCCCAGGACGCUCCCGCUGAUGAUGGUGGUAUGGACUGGCGAAUGGCAAGCCGAUCUCGGUCACGCAUACAGCAGGAUUGGCGGAUGACCUCUCGGUCUCGGUCUCGGUCGGUCGCUCCGCGCAGCUCGGCGUUCGGGUCCGGAUCGGAACAGCGCGCGUUGGACCUGCUCUCUCACGGUCCGAUGCUCAAUGGCAGCUUUGGCCAGAGCAUGCCUCCGCCCGUCACCAACUGGCAGUCCAGCGGACUCGCCGGUGUCCCCUCGUCCGGUCCCGCCGACUACAAUCCGGCUUCCUUCCCUGACAACUUUACGGAUUUCAACCUCCUCAACGACCCCAAUGUCGGUCUGCACGACAAUGCCUUUGACCCGCUGGCAAACUCGCUUCCGCAGGAUCCGAACGGUCUGGCGCAGCUGUCGGCUAUGCUCGGCAGUCCGACCAAGAGCGGCUGGGCGCCCAAUUUGCCGGGUAUCGCCGGACCGGGGCUUUAUACCCAGACCGAGGAGAAUUAUCAUCCUCAGUUUGGGUUCUUGCCUCGGCGGGUCAGAAAGACCAGCUUUGACCAUACGAUCUAUCAGUCGCCGGAGAACGCGAGCCGAAUGCUCCCUCCCUCGGAUACCAACCCGCGUAAGCGCCAGGCGGAGGCGUCACCUCGGGACGGUAUCAACGCGCCAUUACCAGACGAGAACGGGUUCCCCUCGUCCAACUUUACGUUCUCCUUUCCCCAGUCCCUCGACAACAUGUUUGAUCUUUCGGCGGUCUCGACCCACCCCACUCCGGAAGGCACGGAAUGGUUCUCCCAGUCACAACCCAUCACGGCGGAUACGUCGGCGUACAAUUCGCCCUCGGCCGGACCAUUCGGUAUGGACCCGCGGGUCCUGGCGCCUCAGCAGGCCCAGUCGCAGUCCGUCGGGACUGGAGAGGACCCUUACGACUUCCAGCAGCUCAUGUCGAUGUACCUGACCAACUCGUCCGCUUCGCCAUUCACGCACGUCAAUCCUGCGCAGGUGUUGGGAAUGGGGGAUGGGGGAUUGGCGGAGUCGGGUCUGUCGGGGUCAAGCGGGGAGCAGUUGGGCAUCUCGGCUCCUUCGGCGAGUGGGAGCUAUGUCCACCAGUCGCAGUCCCCGCAGGUCAGGCAAAAGCCUCCUACGAAGCCAGUACCCAAGACGGUCGGCGGCAAGCCUGUCGCUAGCGCCUCGGCAUCAGCGUCGGUACCCGCCCCGCCCGCCCGGUCGAACUCGUCACCCAACCUCCAGGCCUUACGGAUGCAGGGCAUGUCGACCACAUCUGCUACUGCCUCCUCCUCGCGGCCGACGACGAGCAAGGGCGGCGGUGGACACUCGAAGCAGUCGUCUGUGGCGGCUCCGACGAAGAAGGCGAGCAAGUCGGGGACGGCUACGCCUGCUACGGAAGGCGGGGCGAAAGCGGGGGAUAUACUCAAGCAGCCGGCGGGCAAUGGGGAUGCGCCGAUCUUCUGCUCGAAUUGCUUGACGGUUAAUACGCCGCUUUGGCGGCGAGACGAGGAUGGGAAUGCUGCGUGUAAUGCUUGUGGAUUGUUCAGAAAGCUACACGGUGUCGUAAGGCCCUUAUCGCUCAAGACGGACGUGAUCAAGAAGAGAAACCGCGCUGGUCCAGCUGCGAAAGAAUCCUCUGCGAAGAAGGCCGGAAGUAACGCUUCCACGAAUUCUUCAAAGUCCAAUAAGAUCAUACAUUCGUCCCAGUCCAAGCCGUCGUCACCGAGUGCGGCCGCUGCGGUAGCCAUUACGAAGAAGCAGCGCCGGGUAUCAGAUGGGCGAGGAGGGAGCGCGGGAGAUGGAGGGUUUAGUGGGCCGGGGAGCGCGGGGAGUACGUCUGGGAGGAAUGGGUUCCAGGCGCAGGCGGGGCUGAUCGUCACCGACGACCUCCUCCUCCUCAUCCGUGGCAUCGACGAGCCCCCUAUCCCUCACCUCGCCUCUAAGAUCUCCCUCCUCGGCAAGGUCCGGCGGCUAUAUCUUGAGUAUAGCCACACGUACACGCAUCCCGCCGACGCCCCUCCUCACGUACGUCAGGCGCUCGAAGAGCGCAUGGCAGCACAUAUCAGCAGCACGGUCUACAAGCUGGAAGAGGUAUGGGCGGAAUUGCAGAGGAUGAAGGAGGCUCAAGAUCUCAACUCAGCGUGGAUGAGGAUUCUUGGUUCGUGGGAACCCCAAGCCUCGGACGGAACGCAUCUUCACGUCCCUACACACUCUCGGGACUGA